AUGGAUGCGACAACUCCCCUGAGCUAUGUGGAUAACUAUGCUACUAGCCAAGAUCUUGACUUUGAGGAUGACCACUCGCAUGUCCUGUACACAUCCAUGGUCCUUCCCAUCUUCUACACUGUUGUGUUCCUGACUGGCGUCGUGGGGAACCUGGUCCUGAUGGGAGCCCUCCAUUUUAAACGGGGAAGCCGAAGACUGAUUGACAUAUUUAUCAUCAACCUGGCUGUGUCUGACUUCAUUUUCCUUGUGACAUUGCCACUCUGGGUGGAUAAGGAGGCUUCCUUAGGACUGUGGAGAACUGGCUCAUUCCUGUGCAAAGGAAGCUCUUACAUCAUUUCAGUCAACAUGCACAGUAGUGUCUUCCUACUGACCUGUAUGAGCGCUGAGCGCUACCUGGCCAUCAUGUGCCCCUCUGCAUCCAGGAAACUCAGGAGGAAAGACUGCACUUAUGGGGUCUGCGUCAUUGUCUGGCUUGUCUCCUGCCUUCUGGGGCUGCCCACUGUUUUGUCCAGAAAACUCACCAUGAUAGAGGACAAACCCUAUUGUGCAGAAGAGCCGGCUACUCUCUGGAAACGUGCCUGGGCCUUGGUGUCUUUAAUUUUCACCUUUUUUGUCCCCUUGCUUAGCAUCUUGACUUGCUACUGUUCUAUUGCAAAGAAACUGUGUGUGCACUACCAACGAUCAGGAAAACACAACAAAAAACUGCGAAAGUCCAUCAAAAUCAUCUUCAUCGUAGUGGUAGCCUUUGUCAGCUCGUGGUUGCCUUUUAAUAUCUUCAAACUUUUGUCUAUCAUCUCUGGGCUCCAGGAAGAACCCUUUCUUUCCUCAGUCACCCUCCAGGUGGGGAUGGAGGUCAGUGGUCCUUUGGCAUUUUCCAACAGUUGCAUUAACCCUUUCAUUUAUUAUUUCUUUGAUGGUUAUAUCCGGCGUGCCAUUAUCUGCUGUCUCUGUCCUUGUCUGAAGAACUCUAACCUUGGGAGCAGCACUGAAACCUCCGACAGUCAUCUCAGUAAGAUCUUUGCUAACUUCACUCACGGAGAGGAUAUUUCUAGAAAGAGAAGACGUUCUGUUUCUCUGUAAAAGUAGAGGAGUGAAAUCUUUUUAGGAAGAUCUCUUUUGCUCAGGGGUGGACAGAGGAAGAUUCAAAUGGUUUUGUCAAGAAAAAGAAGGAGAAAAGUGUUGUGUAGAAAAUUCUGUUGGUAUUUUAAAAGUCUAAGGAUAAAGAAAAUUACUACAUAAAGGAGGGAAAGGGUUAUAGAAGUGACUGAAUCAAUUGUUAUUUAUCCAAGUGGCCUGUUUUCUUACUGACCUUUGCCAAUCAAAUGCAUGAUUUAGGAGGACUUUGUUGUCCUUGGACUCUUGACCAAUGACUCCCAGGCUCCUUUUCUCUGCAAAGAACUAUCUCGUCUCUCUGGAACCUGGGCAUCUACUGGAAAUACUCUGAGAAGAUGAACAUAUUUUGGUCACUAACUAAUGUAGUCACAAUGUCUUGGGUGAGCUUUAUUUGGUGUCUGUCCUCAGUUUCUACAGAGAGAUCUAAAUCAAAGGUAUCACUCCAAUUCCAUUGGCUUCAAAGCCAUCUUUUGCCUUGAGUCCUUUCUCUAUAUUUAUAGAAUGGAAGGCAAUCCAGGGAGGCUAGAAUCAGAUUGGACUGAAAGGGAUGGAGGGUGGUGAAGGCCAGUAACAUGGAAAAAUGUUUUUUUAACCUCCAUGAAUGUUGACAGCCCCUCCCUAUCCUAGGAACUGCCUUGAACUUGCUCUCCUUUUUAGUUUGUUGGAGUCUAUACGUAUUUGGGUCAAGAAAGCAAACACAAGUCAAGCUCCAUCCUUAGAAAGAGUUUUGGCUACUGAUCAGAGAGACUGAUAGAAGGGUAUUUUCAUGAUGAUACUUUAAGUAAAUGAUUUUUAAUGGUGUUUUGUUAUGUACGUUGUGCUCUCUCAUUAGUAAUAGCUUCAUAAAUGACUGUUUUAACUUUCUGUAAUUAUAUGGCUUUAAUUACAUAGGUACGCAAUGUAAAACAUGACUAACAAUGUAAUAGGUGGCCCUUGGGUUUCUGGAUUCAACCUAAUGGAGUGAUCAACCAGUUUGUAUUUAAAUUAAAAUCCCAGAAUCACAUUUUGCUAUGUAGAUACAAUUUAAAAGUAUGACCUGUUUGUAUAAGAUGUUCUGUGCUAUCCUAGAGAGAAAAAAAAAUGCCUUUUUAAAAUGUUACUGAUCUUUGUCUUUAGUAAGAUAUUUGUCUUCUUGAUCAGAGAUACUCACAGAUGUGAAUUUUUAUAAUGAUGUUUCAAGUUGCUGACUUUUAAUUGGAUUUUAAAAUGCAUGUUGUGCUCUUUCAUUU
This is a messenger RNA of Monodelphis domestica (gray short-tailed opossum), 2342 nucleotides long. RefSeq names its product G protein-coupled receptor 15 (gene GPR15). Lineage: Eukaryota; Metazoa; Chordata; Mammalia; Didelphimorphia; Didelphidae. Gene Ontology annotation, cellular component: external side of plasma membrane; membrane. The record is from RefSeq and is a predicted model, not a curated record. Gene Ontology annotation, biological process: positive regulation of cytosolic calcium ion concentration; G protein-coupled receptor signaling pathway; immune response. Gene Ontology annotation, molecular function: C-C chemokine binding; C-C chemokine receptor activity.